This is a messenger RNA of Musa acuminata subsp. malaccensis (wild Malaysian banana), 874 nucleotides long. Its product is annotated as protein IN2-1 homolog B. Lineage: Eukaryota; Viridiplantae; Streptophyta; Magnoliopsida; Zingiberales; Musaceae. Gene Ontology annotation, molecular function: glutathione transferase activity. The record is from RefSeq and is a predicted model, not a curated record. Gene Ontology annotation, biological process: protein glutathionylation.
ACUAUAUAGAGAGUGAGUGGUCGAGGUCGAGCUUUCAGAACGAGUUCUUGUGGUCGAUCUUAUAGCUUUCGCCAAUGGCAGCAGCAGCGACCGCCAGUUUGACGAAGGAGGUGUUGCCUCCGACCCUCGACCCGACAUCGGAACCACCGGAACUCUUCGAUGGCACCACCAGGUUGUAUAUAUCUUACAUAUGCCCAUAUGCGCAGCGCACCUGGAUCACUAGGAAUUAUAAGGGAUUGCAGGAAAAGAUCAAAUUGGUUCCUAUUGAUCUGGAUAACAAGCCAGCCUGGUAUAAGGAGGUUUAUCCCGCAAAUAAGGUACCAUCUCUGGAGCAUAAUAAUGAGGUGAAAGGAGAGAGUCUUGAUCUGAUAAAGUACAUCAACAAAAAUUUUGAAGGGCCAGAGUUACUGCCUGAUGAUCCUGCAAAGCAGCAAUUUGCAGAGGAGCUAUUGUCUUAUACUGAUUCUUUCAACAAGGUUAUGUACACUGCAAUGACUUCCAAGGGAGAUGUCGGUGAUUAUGUUGGUGCUGCCCUCGACAAGUUGGAGGAUGCCCUUUUGAAAUUUGAUGAUGGACCAUUUUUCCUCGGCCAUUUUAGUUUGGUUGACAUAGCAUAUGCUCCAUUUGUUGAAAGACUCCAGACUUUCUUGAAGGAGGUGAAGAACUAUGACAUCACUGAAGGCAGGCCUAACCUAAUAUUGUGGAUUGAGGAAUUGGGCAAGAUUGAUGCCUACACACAUACCAAGCAGGAUCCUCAAGUGCUGUUGGCCAGGACUAAGAAGCGCUUGGGGAUUGAGUGAAGAGUCCUCUAUGCUCUUUUGUUUUACAGGUGGCUCGAAUCUGAUAUAGAAUAUAAGAUAUACUGGGAGCUACU